This is a messenger RNA of Theobroma umbraticum, 581 nucleotides long. Lineage: Eukaryota; Viridiplantae; Streptophyta; Magnoliopsida; Malvales; Malvaceae. The record is from RefSeq and is a predicted model, not a curated record.
UCAUUCUCAGUUCUGUGAAGCAAAACCCACUUUCGAUCAGCUUCUUUUGUUUUAAUUUUUUUUUCCACUUCAACUCAAUAUCAGAUAUGGGUAUCCGUUUACCUUCCGUGAUUCUUCAUGCCAAGCAAGUUCUCAAACUGCAGUCCAGGAACCAGAUAAAUGUUCCAAAAGGCCACAUUGCGGUCUACGUUGGGGAAAUCCAGAAGACAAGAUUUGUCGUUCCCAUAUCAUACUUGAACCACCCUUCUUUCCUAGAUUUGCUCAACCGGGCAGAGGAAGAGUUUGGCUUCAAUCAUCCGAUGGGCGGUCUUACAAUUCCGUGCGACGAAGAUGCCUUUAUCGAUCUCACUUCUCGGUUGCAUUCCUCCUGAAAGAUGAACGAGAAAAUGAUCUAGCCAGAAUUUUAGAAGAUUUGUUAGUUAAAUUCUUUCAAUCCCUUGUAGAAUAUACAAGAAAUGUAAAUCUCUAAUGCUUUUGAACACUUGACAUGAUAGUGAGUGAAGAGAUUGAUUGUACAUGCUCUCUCCCACCAAGAUGUUGUCAAUCAAUGAUAAUGAAAAGUCUUUGUUAUUUGAAUAUUA